Molecule: messenger RNA, 1280 nt
Organism: Arabidopsis arenosa
Lineage: Eukaryota; Viridiplantae; Streptophyta; Magnoliopsida; Brassicales; Brassicaceae
Source: the annotation of a GenBank genome assembly
ACUUUGAUUUUCUCCGACUAAACCCAGAAGUCUCAGCUUCUUGUUAAACUCAUUCACAAUUUUAUGAGAAAUUGGACAAAACCCUGAUGUCAGAUUCCGUCAAAACGACGGUGGAUCCGCUUUUGAAAGAUUUAGAUGGUAAAAAAGAGAGUUUUAGGAGAAACGUUGUGUCUAUGGCGGCUGAGUUAAAGCAAGUGAGAGGUCGUUUGGUUUCUCAAGAACAAUUCUUUGUUAAAGAAAGCUUUUGUAGAAAAGAAGCAGAGAAGAAAGCUAAGAAUAUGGAAUUGGAGAUCUGUAAAUUGCAGAAGAAAUUGGAAGAUAGAAAUUGUGAGCUUGAAGCUUCAGGUUCUGCUGCUGAAAAGUUUCUUGAAGAAGUGGACGAUUUGAGAUUGCAGCUAGCUUUAACAAAGGAAAUUGCAGAAACAAGUGCUGCUUCUGCUCAAUCCGCACAGCUUCAAUGCUCAGUGCUAACAGAACAACUUGACGACAAAACACGAUAUCUAAGAGAACAUGAAGACCGUGUAACUCAGCUCGGUCACCAGCUUGAUAAUCUUCAGAGAGAUUUGAGGACUAGAGAAUGUUCUCAAAAACAGCUGAGAGAGGAAGUUAUGAGAAUCGAGCGUGAGAUAACUGAAGCUGUUGCAAAGUCUGGGAAAGGUACAGAAUGUGAGCUAAGGAAACUUCUGGAGGAGGUUUCUCCAAAGAAUUUUGAGAGAAUGAACAAGCUAUUGGCGGUAAAAGACGAAGAGAUUGCAAAAUUGAAAGAUGAUGUAAAGUUAAUGUCAGCUCAUUGGAAACUCAAGACUAAAGAACUUGAAUCUCAGCUGGAGAGACAAAGAAGAGCAGAUCAAGAGUUAAAGAAGAAGGUACUGAAACUGGAGUUUUGUCUGCAAGAAGCUCGUAGCCAGACAAGAAAGCUACAGAGGACGGGGGAGAGGCGAGACAAGGCAAUCAAAGAGCUAAGAGAUCAGAUUACCGGAAAAGAGUUGAAUGAAUCGGUUUCAAGGGAGAAACCAAACUUCUGGGAUACUUCAGGGUUCAAGAUCGUCGUGUCAAUGUCGAUGUUGAUAUUAGUGAUUGUCUCCAAAAGAUGAGUUCUUGUAUCUUGAACUCUCUUUCUUUUUGUUGGUGUGUAUAUGUAGUAGUUGGAUAUAGUAGUAGAUAAUGGUGCAUAUUACUCUUUGAGGUUAGUGAAGAGAAAUCUUGUUUCCUUUUGUUAAGUUAUAAGUUUGUUCUUGUGUAUUUGAAUCAUUUGUCAGAAAGAAAAUAUGCCAACUUCC